Messenger RNA from Recurvomyces mirabilis, 945 nucleotides. Its product is annotated as 39S ribosomal protein L16, mitochondrial. The record is from RefSeq and is a predicted model, not a curated record. The transcript has 3 exons. Bases 1 to 945 code for a protein of 314 amino acids. NCBI's taxonomy places the organism in Eukaryota, Fungi, Ascomycota, Dothideomycetes, Mycosphaerellales, Teratosphaeriaceae.
AUGGCGAGCCCUUCAAGCUUCCCCCAGAGUCCCCCAUAUACUCCAGAUACUGCUAGCGUUGGUGGUGUGCCCAACAAGACUCUCGAUGUACCCGUGACGGCAGCCUUCCUCUCCAUAUACGUGUGCCUUGCGGCCACGAACAUGAUAAUUUUUCGACUCAAUCGACGAAGAAACCACAAGUUCAUCAUGUCUGGGCUGCUCGCUGGGUUCUGUAACGUACGGACGAUCACCUGCUCUCUACGCAUCGCCUGGGCAUUCAACCUCGACAACGUCAACCUUGUGAUCGCAGCAGAAAUCCUAUUCGACGCUGGAAUUCUCCUCAUCUAUUUUAUCAACGUGGUCUUCGCACAACGUAUCCUCAGGGCCAAGCAUCCAGACAUCGGCUGGAAUCAUCGGCUGAGCGUCGCACUCAAGAGCGUUUACGCUGUGAUCGGAUUCGUGCUGGUCAUGACCAUUUCGACAAUCAUUCUGGGUUUCUAUACGCUCGAUCAGCACACUCUCAACGUCUGUCGGGAUAUCUACCUGUUCGCGACCAGCUAUCUCUUGUUCUUUGCGACGUUACCCGUGGUAUUCUUGCUAUCCGCCUAUUUGCCCAACCGCUCUCCGAACGCCGAGCAGUUUGGCCGCGGAACUACUGAACGCAAAGCGCUUGUGCUACUUGGCACCAGCUCCCUUGGUAUCCUCAUUGCCGGCUUUCGAGCUGGCACCACAUACAUGACACCCAGAUCGAUCAAGAGCCCGGCGUGGUACGACUCGAAAGCCUCCUUCUACUGCUUCGGCUUCGUACCGGAGAUCCUAAUCCUGACGCUUUUCGUCAUCACGCGCGUAGAUCUGCUUUUCAAAGUCCCCGAUAACAGCAGCAAGAUUCGGUCUUUCGGUCAACCCGGAACUCUAGACAGUCAUGACGAUCCGACUAAGUCCGUUCAGGCCGGAGAAUCGAUGUGA